GAAACAGGAAGCGCAGUAAAUUUGUGUCGCACCAGCAGGACGUCGGCUCCUGAAGUCACAUUGAAGUCGAAAAUCCCGGUCACCGUAAAGGAAAGUGACCAGUCAACCCAUUCCUGAUGACUUUAUUUGGAUGAUCAUCAACAAUGUUUGCUUCAAAGAUUGUCCCUCGUCUCAGUCUAUUACAUAGAGCAACUUGUGUAUUUCAAUCCCAUGCAGACAUUUUGAAUGGAUGCACAAAGCCGGUCGUUCCUGCUUGCUGCUUUUCAUUAAAACAGAAACUGAGAAACUACUCGACAGCAGCAGACAACACACCUCCUCCUCAAUGGGUGCAGCUUGAGCCGGAGCUGGACGAGGCUCUCGUGCCACGUAAACUGUCAGUAAGUCCUCUGGAGAGCUGGCUCUCCCUGCGUUACUCCCUUCCUCCGCUGCUGGAGUCCGCUCUGCCCCAGGAGGACGUUGAGAUCCUGGAGGAGAAAGUGCUGCCACCCAUUUUUGUCCCCGUUUUGGAGCAUGAGAGGAGCCCAGCAGCACCCCUUAGCUGUAAGAAUGUUCUGAAGAUCAGACGACGGAAGAUGAAUCGACAUAAAUAUAAGAAGCUGCAAAAACGGAUUAAAUUCUUGAGAAGGAGGGUGAUGUUGGGCAGGAGGAAGAAGAAGCAGAAACAAUUUGAGAAAGAUCUGAAGAGGAUUUGGAUGCGAGCUGGGCUGAAGAAAGCGCCAGAUGGAUGGAACACACCUAAGAUCUUCAUUAGACAGCACAGAAACAAAAGGCAGUGACAGUGAAACAUCGCAUCCCUCAUACCGUAUGGCUCUGUACAACACACUUCACACUUUUUCUGGUAUGUUUCACUGAUGAGGACGUAUUCUGUAUGAAGAUGGCAUGUACAAUUAUUUUUAACAAAGUGUACAUAAUCUAAUAAAACUCUUUCCCUGUCAAGUCCAAA
Molecule: messenger RNA, 943 nt
Organism: Lates calcarifer (barramundi perch)
Lineage: Eukaryota; Metazoa; Chordata; Actinopteri; Centropomidae
Gene: aurkaip1
Product: aurora kinase A interacting protein 1
Exons: 4
Coding region: 144-776 (210 amino acids)
Biological process (GO): mRNA processing
Cellular component (GO): mitochondrion
Source: RefSeq, a predicted model, not a curated record